UUGGGGGAGAUCCUGCUGGCUGGGAGUAUCUCUGGUACAAAGACCCACUGAGACACACUGUGCCCAACACUGACAGCAGCAGGACUGAUGGGUCCAGUUUCACCAUCAGCUCUGCUGCUCUGGCCCACAGUGGAGAGUACCGCUGUAGAGCUGCAAGAGGGAGAACACCUUUUUACUCAGACUACAGUGAUCCUCUGACUUUAGAAAUAUCUGUAUUACCUCAAACACAUCUGACCGUGCAGUCUGGAUGGACAGAGGUCUUCCCCAAUGAAACAGUGACUCUGAGGUGUGUGAUUCAGGGCAGCUCUACAGAGUGGAUGUAUAAAUGGUACAGAGAUGGACAGGAGCUUCCUGUAGACAAGGCUAACUCGAGCAGUGUAAAUGGAGACACAUACACAAUCCUCUCUGCUGAUCAGUCACAUGCUGGACUGUACACCUGCAGAGGAGAACUUACAAGGAGAGCAUCUGUACACUCUCUGAUUGGCAGCUCUGCUAAUUUGAGUGUUCAAGCUCUCCCACAAGCUCAGCUGACCGUGCAGUCUGGAUGGACAGACGUCUUCCUCAAUGAAACAGUGAUUCUGAGGUGUGUAAUUCAGAGCAACUCUACAGAGUGGAUGUAUAAAUGGUACAGAGAUGGAUGGGAGCUUCCUGUAGACAUGGCUGACUCCAGCAGUGUAAAUGGAGACACAUACACAAUCCUCUCUGCUGAUCAGUCACAUGCUGGACUGUACACCUGCAGAGGAGCACAUACAAGGAGAGCAUCUGUACACUCUCUGGUUAGCAGCUCUGCCGCAUUGAGUGUACGAGGGGGAAAAGCAAAACCUGUUAUUACACAGAAUCCCCCCAGUAGAGCGAUGUACACAGGAGAGAGAGUCACCCUGAGCUGUGGGUUUGAGGGAGAUCCUGCUGGCUGGGAGUAUCUCUGGUACAAAGACCCACUGAGACACACUGUGCCCAACACUGACAGCAGCAGGACUGAUGGGUCCAGUUUCACCAUCACCACUGCUGCUCUGGCAAACAGUGGAGAGGCAGCUCUGCAGAGUGGAAGUAUAAAUGGUACAGAGAUGGACGGGAGCUUCCUGUAG
This is a messenger RNA of Anguilla anguilla (European eel), 1085 nucleotides long. Its product is annotated as hemicentin-1-like. Gene Ontology annotation, biological process: cell surface receptor signaling pathway. Gene Ontology annotation, molecular function: transmembrane signaling receptor activity. Lineage: Eukaryota; Metazoa; Chordata; Actinopteri; Anguilliformes; Anguillidae. The transcript has 5 exons. The record is from RefSeq and is a predicted model, not a curated record. The coding region runs from base 318 to 1085 and encodes 255 amino acids.